UUCUGCUUCCCCGGAGCCGAAAGAAGCAGGGAGCAGGAUUAGAGUCUGCCACCGGCUAUCAGAAGAGCCUAGAUAAAAGGAACUGCUUCUUAAGCACCACUGCGGUAGCCCUUGUUAAUUUUUUUUUUUUUUCCUUCCACACAACAGUUGUGCCUCAUUAUCCGGUGGCUGCUUCGAUUUUUUUUUUUUUUCCUAAGGGUUUUGAAGUUUCUGUGCUUCAGUGACUGUUACAGAAGAAGAGGUAUUAGUGUUGCGGUGAAGUCUUGAUUGUCUGCUUUUAUGAAUGAAACUGACCUAAAUCACCUGUUACCUCCAGUUUUCAGAUUGUUUGAACUUCUCUGGCCGCACAAUACAGGAGGGAAGACUGAAGCAGCAUAAGGACCUACAGCGUCUGCAGCAUGGGCUGGUUCACUAGGAUUGUCUGUCUUUUCUGGGGACUAUUACUUACAGCGAGAGCAAGCCAUCAAAAUGGGAAGAACAAUGUGCCAAGGCUGAAAUUAUCCUACAAAGAAAUGUUGGAAUCCAACAAUGUUAUCACUUUCAAUGGCUUGGCCAACAGCUCCAGUUAUCAUACCUUCCUUUUGGAUGAGGAACGGAGCAGGCUGUAUGUUGGAGCAAAGGAUCACAUAUUUUCAUUCAACCUGGUUAAUAUCAAGGAUUUUCAAAAGAUUGUGUGGCCAGUGUCUUACACCAGAAGGGAUGAAUGCAAGUGGGCUGGGAAAGAUAUUCUGAAAGAAUGUGCUAAUUUCAUCAAGGUGCUUAAGGCUUAUAAUCAGACCCACUUGUACGCCUGUGGAACUGGGGCUUUUCAUCCAAUUUGCACCUACAUUGAAAUUGGACAUCAUCCUGAGGACAACAUUUUUAAGCUGGAAGAUUCACAUUUUGAAAAUGGCCGUGGAAAGAGUCCAUAUGACCCUAAACUGCUAACAGCAUCUCUUUUAAUAGAUGGAGAAUUAUAUUCUGGAACGGCAGCUGAUUUUAUGGGGCGAGACUUUGCUAUCUUCCGAACUCUUGGACACCACCACCCAAUCAGGACGGAGCAGCAUGAUUCCAGGUGGCUCAAUGAUCCAAGGUUCAUUAGUGCCCACCUCAUUCCAGAGAGUGACAACCCUGAAGAUGACAAAGUAUAUUUUUUCUUCCGUGAAAAUGCGAUUGAUGGAGAACACACUGGAAAAGCCACUCAUGCUAGAAUAGGUCAAAUAUGCAAGAAUGACUUUGGGGGGCAUAGAAGUCUGGUGAAUAAAUGGACAACAUUCCUCAAAGCUCGUCUGAUUUGCUCAGUGCCAGGUCCAAAUGGCAUUGACACUCAUUUUGAUGAAUUGCAGGAUGUAUUCCUAAUGAAUUCUAAAGAUCCUAAAAAUCCAAUUGUAUAUGGAGUGUUUACAACUUCCAGUAACAUCUUCAAGGGGUCCGCCGUGUGUAUGUACAGCAUGAGUGACGUGAGAAGGGUGUUCCUCGGUCCAUAUGCUCAUAGAGAUGGUCCUAACUACCAGUGGGUGCCUUACCAAGGAAGAGUCCCCUACCCACGACCAGGAACGUGUCCCAGCAAAACAUUUGGUGGAUUUGACUCUACAAAAGACCUUCCCGACGAUGUUAUAACAUUUGCAAGAAGUCAUCCAGCCAUGUAUAAUCCAGUGUUCCCUAUAAAUAACCGCCCGAUAAUGAUCAAAACAGAUGUAAAUUAUCAGUUUACACAGAUUGUAGUGGACCGAGUGGACGCAGAGGAUGGCCAGUAUGAUGUCAUGUUUAUCGGAACAGAUGUUGGAACAGUUCUUAAAGUAGUUUCAAUUCCUAAGGAGACUUGGCACGAUUUAGAAGAAGUUCUGCUGGAAGAAAUGACAGUUUUUCGGGAACCAACUACUAUUUCAGCAAUGGAGCUUUCCACUAAGCAGCAACAACUAUACAUCGGCUCCAUGGCGGGGGUUGCCCAGCUCCCUUUACACAGAUGUGAUAUUUACGGGAAAGCCUGUGCUGAAUGCUGCCUGGCCCGAGACCCUUACUGUGCCUGGGAUGGCUCUUCAUGCUCGCGCUAUUUUCCUACUGCAAAAAGACGCACAAGACGACAAGACAUAAGAAAUGGAGACCCACUAACUCACUGUUCCGAUUUACAGCACCAUGGUAAUUACCAUGGCCAUAGCCUUGAAGAAAGAAUCAUCUAUGGAGUAGAAAAUAGUAGCACAUUCCUGGAAUGCAGCCCCAAAUCACAGAGAGCUCUGGUCUAUUGGCAAUUUCAGAGGCGAAAUGAAGAGCGAAAAGAAGAGAUUAGAGUGGAUGAUCAUAUCAUCAGGACAGAGCAAGGUCUUCUCCUGCGCAGUCUACAGCGGAAGGAUUCAGGCAAUUACCUGUGUCACGCCGUGGAACACGGGUUCAUGCAGACUCUUCUUAAAGUGACCCUGGAAGUCAUUGACACAGAGCAUUUGGAAGAACUUCUUCAUAAAGAUGAUGAUAUAGAUGGCUCCAAGACCAAAGAAAUGUCCAAUAGCAUGACACCGAGCCAGAAGGUCUGGUACAGAGACUUUAUGCAGCUCAUCAACCACCCUAACCUGAACACCAUGGAUGACUUCUGUGAACAAGUUUGGAAAAGGGACCGAAAACAACGUCGGCAAAGGCCAGGACAUAGUCAAGGGAACAGUAACAAAUGGAAGCACUUACAGGAAAAUAAGAAAGGUAGAAAUCGGAGGACCCACGAAUUUGAGAGGGCACCCAGGAGUGUCUGAGCUGCAUUACCUCUAGAAACCUCAAACAAGUAGAAACUUGCCUAAGACAAUAACUGGAAAAAAUGCAAUAUACAUGAACUUUUUUCAUGGCAUUAUGUGGAUGUUUACAAUGGUGGGAAAUGCAACUGAGUCCCACCGAUUAUAAAUUAAGUCCAUGAGUAACUUUCCUAACAGGCUUUCUUCCUAAUACCAACAUGUAAUUGAGGUCAGGGGAAUGCAGAUGUUCACUUUAGCAGACUUAAUGUUUCCUAUGGGAUUUCGUUGUACAGGUUUCGCUUUCUUCUUUGCCUGAGAAAUUAAAACGUCAUUUGCCAUAUUGCCAUCUAAAGAAGUAAAAUUGCAUCAGCAAAGCCAUUUUAUUGAACUAAAACUUUAAAAUAAACUGCAUGGAUUUAGUAAGCUGAUGAAUAUUCCAAAACGUAGUUGGAUUCAAGGAUAUUUUUUGUCUACCAGCACUUGUGUUUAUAUGUACUGGAGGAGUAAAAUGAUACUGAAUGAAAUGGUCUGUGGAAAUAUAAAAAAACAUAAACCAUCCAUCAUCCAGAAGAAAAAUGGAAUACACUGAUCUACUACUGAUGUCUUCUUUCAGCUUUGAUCUAAAGAUGUAUUUUAUUAAAACUAUAAUUUAAAUGUACCAUGACAAAUAUGCAGUAAAAUUUAGCUCUUUUCUAAGCUAGAGUAGGUUUUUUUCUUACAAUAAUUGUGCUAUAUAGUUUUGGUUUUAAAAAUUCCAAUUGUGUGCUGCUUUUUUUCAACAUUUUGUUUUCAGUUCUGCAAGAGGGAUAGCUGAUACUGUUUUAGAAACAUAUGUACAUCAAUAACAGUUAAUUCUUAAAACCCAGAUGUAAAUUAUGCUUCAUGUCUCUGAGGAUUUCAAGCAAAUAACACCUCCUCUCCUUUAAGUAUUAUCUAAAAUAAUUUUAACCUGAAUAAUGGUCUUAGAAAAACAAAGCAUUUAACCAGCAAAAUAAGUAAGAAACAAAUUGAUUUAUUAAAUGCAUUUUGUUGUACCUACUGUAUCAAUGAGAAAAAGAACUGCAUUUUUCAUGAAAUUAAUAAGCAUUAUCUUAAUAUAAUAUUAAUAGAGAAUGUCUCUUAAAUCUGUCCUUGAAUCCCUACAUGAUAUUUGAAAACUGUCUCAUGCCAUUCCAUUAGGAAUUACAUCUGUGUCACCUAAUUUUUUUAGAAGAGAGAGAUCAGUAAUAUUCAGAACAAUAUCUUAAAAGCAAAUUUCUCAACUCUGUUUACAUUUGUAUCAGCUGCCUCUUAUCUUGCAUUGUUUUAAGACAAUUAUUUGUCUAAAGAACACUAAUUCUUUUCAUAUCAAUGGGAGUGAUUUUUAUACAAACUAUUUUCCAGGACACAACCCAUACUUAAAACAUGUAAAACUCUUUGUCUCCUACAACAAUUUAUAUAAUAAUGUAAAAGAUUAUUAAUCAAGGGCUUGCCUGCUUCAUUGUUCUAAGAUGAUUUCUUGAGAGUCAUUGAUAUCAAGAUGUAAAAACCAUCAGCAUUUCAAUAGUUUCUUUUGCACUAUACUCACCUUACCAGGAAUCCCACCCUAGGUUCUUCAUCAUGCACAAAAAUGGAAAAAAAAAAAAAUCCUAUUGCUAAUGAAAACAGCAUUGAAAUUCUAACUCUGCCUUGGGAUUCUAAUUAACUCAGCAUUAAUUUCUCACCUCAGACUGCAGUGGGUUUUCUAAAAAUUCUGUAUCAGCUGAAAUAUUUCACAGAUGGAAGAUCAUGUUACAGUUUUAAUGAUUACUUUGAAUAAACCAUUUGUUGACACUUGCUUCAAAUGAAAGCCUAAAAACUUUAUAUAUUUAAGAAAGUAUUACUUUUAGAAGUACAUCCCCAAAUGGUUGCUGAAUUUUAAGUUAUUUGAAGGACACACUCAUGUAAAGGAAUAAAAGUUUGAAAUAUUAAUCGAAAAACAAAGAGUGCUCCCAAAAUAGGCCAUUCUUUUAUUUUUAUAGACUAUCUUAACAACACUAAAAUUCGGUGUUGCAUUGUAUUUUAAAUUUGCAACUGUAACAAAUUUAUUUGCAGUAACAGAAGUAUCUUAUUUCUUAUUAGUCUUCAAAAAUAAGGAAUUUGAAGGGAUAAAGAUCGUAUACGACAGGGAUAACCCCCAAUAUCCGAAUGCAUUCUGUUUAGCGUUAUGAAAAACUAUAGAAAGUCUAGAUUUCAAUGAAACGAAACAAAAACUAACAAAUCUACUGGCAUGUCUUUAUAAACCAUCAGGUCUAAGUUUUCAAAGAGAAUUAUAGCUAUAACUUGCAGGUAAAUAACUCUUAUUACAGUCAUAAUCCUCUGCCAAUGUGUAUUGAGAGGGGACAGGUUGCACGAAAAAUAAUUAAUGUCCCACUUAGUUUUAAUAGACUUUGGCAUAUGCAUGUAUCAUCAGAGUUGAAACUAUGUUGAGAGACUCAUGUGAGAUUAAGCAAAUCAGGACAGCAAUCUUAAAGUAGGAAAAGGUACAUCUCAGCAGAGAAAUUACGUCCCAGUUAAAAUCAAAUGUAAAAUGUAAAUGCAUGUAAAUGCACACUUAAUGCUACUUUUUAUGUAUUAUUUAGUGAUUUUCGAUGGUAUGUGUUUAAUAUUUUUGCUACCUACACAUUAGGCAAAAGAGAUGUAAAUAAUUUUGAAAAGAAGAAAACAGUGUAAAAUGCAACUUUUUAUAGGUACUCUAUUUCAGUGUGUUCAACAUCAUCAUAAAAUGCCAGAUUUUCCCACACAGGUAACAAGGUGGUUUAUGUGCUAUUUAAGGACAGAAGGUGUGUGCCCAUUCAAUAAGCAUGUUUUUGCCAGGUAGUAAAUAUGUUCCAUAUCUGUAUUUAUCAUUGCAUUUCAGAUAGGAACUAGAAAACUGGAGAGAAAAUGUAAUGAAAGUGCUGCUGUAAAUUAUUCCUUUUAGCAUGUACUCAGUUGCUAAAUACACAUUUCUUCAAAAUAUUUGAA
Molecule: messenger RNA, 5678 nt
Organism: Rhinolophus ferrumequinum (greater horseshoe bat)
Lineage: Eukaryota; Metazoa; Chordata; Mammalia; Chiroptera; Rhinolophidae
Gene: SEMA3A
Product: semaphorin 3A
Exons: 17
Coding region: 399-2717 (772 amino acids)
Biological process (GO): positive regulation of neuron migration; negative regulation of axon extension involved in axon guidance; neural crest cell migration
Molecular function (GO): semaphorin receptor binding; neuropilin binding; chemorepellent activity
Source: RefSeq, a predicted model, not a curated record